CUGAUACCGGAGACGAGCGGUCCAGACAAGCCAGCAAACGAGGCGUUCCCAGCCUCCCCGUCUGUCUGUCUGCCUGCCUGGCGAGUGAGCUCCAGAGCGUCAUUACCGAGCGUAGUCGACCGCCCAGAGAGGGAGAUCAGACCAAGAGAUAUCCACAUUCCGCCGCCUGACGCCUUCCGAAAUAAUUUUUUUCCGUCCAAUGCGAUCCUGAAAACUCGGACUGGAAGCCGCGUCUCGUUCACCACUGAAGGCGGAUAACUAACAGGCUAGCUGUUCUGGCUAACGUCGGCUAGCCGUGCAAACCAUCUCCAGCAGAGCUAAUUAGCCGCGUGUUUUGCCUUUAAUGGAGAAACGUUAGCGGAUCCAGCCCCGGCGACGGUAUGUGGUUCAGCGAAUGUGCGCCCGGUUGGACGUAUUAGCCGCACAUUUACCACCUCGACUAAGUUUUUCAGUGUCAGACAGUCGCCUCGGGCAGCUAGCAUGCCAGCUAGCAGAGAUGGACGUUGUGCGCUGGCUUGUUUCAGACGGCAAAUCAGCCCAGCAAGUUAGUCGCUCCUGCUUUUUUAUCACGUCGUACGAGUGCCGCGCACUGAAGUGGGGCUUUUAAUCGUCGCCAGUCGAGAGGACACGCUGUACACACCAUCCAUCUAUGUGCUGUUGGUUGCACGGCGGAGCGUUUCAAGUUAUCGAGGUGACGUGAAGGAAAAAAAGAGCAAAACAAAGUGCAAAAGGAGAGACGCAGAACCGUGUUUGGAGGAGACCUAACUACGAGACCAAAGUCGAUAUUAAGUAUCAUGGCUGUGGGCCCAAUAACCAUGAAAUCACUUGCUAAAUUUGGCUUUUGCCUGGCGAUUCUCUCCACAUCCGUGGCCGCUGCACAAGGUGAGGAGAGAGAGUGCGCCUUCACGGACCAAGAGCAGCGAUGGGAGAUGGAGAGGCUCCCUGGAGGCGAAGGGCGGGUCUCGCCUGAAAACACCACCAUCAAAUGUGCCACGGCCAAGCACUGCUUUGGCCUGUGGGAAAAGAGUCUGCCUGGGGAAGUGCGACUAGUCAAACAAGGAUGCUGGACUUACAUAAGCGACAACCAGGUGUGUAAAGAAGACAGCUGCGUGGUGAACCACUCCCCUCAACAAACCCAGAAUGGGUCGUACCACUUCUGCUGCUGCGGCAGUGACAUGUGCAACAUGAACUUCACGGAGGACUUCCCACUGCCGACUCCCACCACUGCUCAGCCCAUAUACCCUCACAGACUAAGCUACGAAAAGACCAUAAUUAUCGCCCUGGCAACAGUGUCUGUGUUGGCCGUUGUUGCUGUCAUCGCCUUCUUUUGUUGCCGUACGGUGCGAGGUGAUGGCAAACAGGGUCUUCACAACCUGAACAUGAUGGAGGCUGCUUGCUCGGAAAGCUCACUGGACUUGGACAAUCUGAAACUGCUGGAGCUGAUCGGGCGUGGACGAUACGGCACUGUGUACUGCGGCUCCUUGGAUGAGCGGCCUGUUGCUGUGAAGGUGUUCACUGCAGCCAAUCGCCAGAACUUCCUGAACGAGUGCUCCAUCUACCGCCUCCCUUUGCUGGAGCAUGACAACAUUGUUCGAUUCGUGGCUGCUGAUGAGCGGACGGGCGCAGAGGGACGAACGGAGUACCUGCUUGUCAUGGACUACUACCCACACGGUUCUCUCAGCCGCUACUUGGGUAUUCAGACCAACGACUGGGUCAGCAGUUGCCGGCUCGCUCACUCUGUCACCCGAGGCCUGGCGUACCUGCACACAGAGCUGUUCAAAGGAGAUUUGUACAAGCCGGCCGUUUCUCACCGGGACCUGAACAGCCGCAACAUUCUGGUCAAGGCUGACGGCACCUGCGUCAUCAUCGAUUUUGGACUGUCCAUGAAGCUAACAGGGAACAGGCCUGCACGUCACGGCGAGGAGGAGAACACGGCCAUCAGUGAGGUGGGGACGAUCCGUUACAUGGCUCCCGAGGUGCUGGAGGGAGCGGUGAACCUGCGUGACUGCGAGUCUGCACUGAAGCAGGUGGACAUGUACGCGCUGGGCCUGGUCUACUGGGAGACGUUCAUGAGAUGCACCGACCUUUUCCCAGGCGAAUCCGUGCCAGAGUACCAGAUGGCCUUUCAGGCAGAAGCAGGGAACCACCCAACAUUUGACGACAUGCAGGUCCUGGUGUCGAGGGAGAAGCAACGUCCCAAAUUCCCUGAGGCUUGGAAAGAGAACAGCUUGGCUGUUCGCUCCCUGAAGGAGACCAUGGAGGACUGUUGGGACCAGGAUGCGGAGGCCCGCCUCACCGCUCAGUGUGCUGAGGAAAGACUGGCAGAGUUGCUUCUCAUUUGGGAUCGCUCCAAGUCUGUGAGCCCCACGCUCAACCCAAUGUCCACAACGCUGCACAAUGAGAGAAAUCGCAUGACCCCCAAAUCCGGUCCAUAUUCCGACCAUCCCUCUUCCUACAUCGAAGAGAACGAAGGCAUAGCCAAGAACACGCAGGGCGACACCACUGGUUCUGGAACUGGCAGGAUUGGUCUGGGCACCGGGGAAAGAAACCGUAAUUCCAUCAACCAGGAGCGGCAGCAGCAGGCGAACGCCCGUCUGCCGAGCCCAGACGGUAGCAGCACCAGCGGAGCGGGGCUGAGAGGAAGCCCGUCAGCCUCCACCACCACCACUACCAUCAUCUCUGAAUCUGAGGGGCCGGUGGGGCUCCCCACCGUUCCUGUCUGUCUCCACCUGACCCAGGAAGACCUGGAGACCACCAAGCUGGACCCUAAAGAGGUUGAUAAGAACCUGAAGGAGAGUUCGGAUGAGAAUCUGAUGGAGCACUCCCAGAAGCAGUUCUGCUCUCCAGACCCACUGAGUCCAGGAAGCUCCAGCCUCCUGUACCCUCUCAUCAAGAUGGCCAGUGAAGCAUCGGGGGCAUCAGAAGCAAACGCCACCAUCCCCACCUCCAUAUUUCCCCUCCCCAAACAACAGAACCUGCCCAAAAGGCCGUCCAGUCUACCUUUGCGCAACAAGCCCCCCAAGAAGGAGUCGUCGUCCUCCUCAAUCAGGUUCAAGUUCGGGCGCUCCGGGAAGUCCAACCUGCGGCAGGUGGAGAACUCAAAGACCAAUGUUGGUGCUGUCGCUGCCACAAACACUACAGCAGAGGCUCAGCGGGCCCCCAGCACCAACAACAUACCCGCUCUACGAGACACAAUGGCCAAUGGCAGUGUCAACGGCGCUGCCAACGGUCACGCUGGCGCCACCAUGCUGUCCAUCAAUGCAGAUGGGUCCGCUGGUUUCGGAGGGUCCAACAUAUCUCAGAAUGGCUCCACUGCCCUUCGCUCCGAUGACAGCCGCCUCAGCCUGGGCGUCAUCACGGCGAGUCCCGAUGAACACGAGCCGCUGCUCAGUCGAGAGAUACCGGACCGAACCAUGGGCGUCGCAGCACUGCGCUCAGCUCGACCCAACACCAACAACAACAACAGCAACACUGGCCAGGGAGAGAGCGGCGGGGAGAGCGACGGUGGCGAGGAGGAGGUGGGGGGAGAGGGAGGAAGCAAGGAGAACAGCGCUGAAAGUUCCGGCUCUGGAAGUGCAGCUGGCGACCUCCAGAGGGACACGUCAGUCAUCAUGAGAGGAGAGGCCUUGCUGAGGCAGCCGAGAGCUCGCAGGCCCGAGAGACCCAACUCCCUGGAUCUGUCCUUCACCACACAGGACCUCACUUCUCUAGGUGAGGGGUUAGCACAGACAGAUGGCGCUCUUGCCACUGGGGAGAAGAUCAAAAAGCGUGUCAAGACGCCGUAUUCGCUGAAGAAAUGGCGACCAACCACAUGGGUCAUCUCUACGGACACCCGGGGGCCGGAGGUCAACAACAACAGCUCCGGUCGCAGCCAGAACCGGCCCAAGUCCAGUUCUGCCAUCUACCUGCAAGGAGGGAACUUUUCCAGCGAGCCCAACGACACUCGCGUGUGAGCGCCAAAUCUCGGGCCGGACUGCGAAACCUCAGCAGAGAGGGCUUGUUUUUCCCCGCCGAACUGUGUGAUCUUGUACAGCCACCAAGUCUGUCCGCUCCGGUGUGUCUUUCUGAUGAUGGCAUCGCUUUAAAUGGACUCCAGCUAUGCAGCGUUCUCAUCCGCUUUCGCCUUUUUACUCGCCUGUCUCUCCAUCUCUCUCGUCUUCUCAUUGCUUUUUCUGUGUUUCCUUUUGAUGUGCACUUUGACCCCACUCAAAUCAGUGUUUGAAAAAGCUCCGGCUCUUGUGACCGCGCUGCGAAUGGUCUCUAAACUUUAUAAGAAGAAAAAAAAAGCUAUGGAAAACAAUCAACUUUUUGAGUGAACCUUGACUCCGCUGUAUCACGCUUCGCUGGAGAGGAAGGCUCUGUAAAAACCGUCUUAAAAGACACUUUUUGUUUGUUUUUUUUUACUUAUUUGUAUGCAAUUUUUAUUUCUGUCCAUAUACCUUUUUUGUAUCAUGAUUUUAAUUGUGCAAUAGGAUUUAGCUUUUAGAUGCCUUUGAUGUUUUUUUUUAUUAUUAUUGCUUUCGUUCUGGUUCCAUUUUGUAUUGUUAUUUUAACACGUUAAUCUCUGUUGCACUUAUGAGUAGUCGGUAUCGCCGCACCGUCACCCUGUGAGGAGAACCAAGCGACAAUCGUUCCUCCGUGUCCGGAUCAUCGAAUGAGGGGCAGCAACACUAACAAUCAGUCAGCUGACUGCACAAUUGAACCAGCUGCGGCUGAGACCAAUCGCCAGAAUCAAACUGCGGAUGUUUUAAUCACCGUACCACCGUCAUGUGACCUCACUCUCUGUACCUGCCCAGAUUGACCAGCUGGAGAGCAGAAGCCAAUCAAAAAAAGAAGACUCAUCUGAAACACUAAGGACAUUAUUUUUUUUGUUUGUUUGUUUUCAUCAGUUGUCAUCCUAGAAAGUGUGUGCGAGCGUGUGUUGGUCUGUUCAUUACAAGUGUAUUAUUGCUGUGGCAUCUGGACUGAGCAAACCUGAACAUGCCACAAAGAAGCUGCUGUACCAGAACAUACUUCACACAUUCAUCAAUGAAAUGUUCACUCGUUUAUGCAAGUCUCCCUGCUCACCACGCCACCCACUGUGCGGGUAAGGAACUACAUUCAGCCCCACGUACCAACGGCUUCAGCUUUAGCUUCUCAUCCCAUAUUUGUUACGUCAUACUGUAAGAAAACAUCUCAUUUAUCUUUUUUUGUAAUGUAAUUUGUAUGAAAAGAAAAUAAUUAUGUGUAAUGCAUCAAUAUGUAUCAUUUUUAUGGAAUUCUGUUUUGCAUUCAGUUGACGUGGCCGAAGAUUCCAUUGCUGUGCGUCUGCUCGGUGCAGUUUCUGUAAACAUUUUCAAGUCAAUAUGGAAGUAAAAAAAAUCUUA
Messenger RNA from Synchiropus splendidus (mandarinfish), 5366 nucleotides. Its product is annotated as bone morphogenetic protein receptor type-2-like. Bases 795 to 3953 code for a protein of 1052 amino acids. Gene Ontology annotation, cellular component: plasma membrane; signaling receptor complex. Lineage: Eukaryota; Metazoa; Chordata; Actinopteri; Syngnathiformes; Callionymidae. The record is from RefSeq and is a predicted model, not a curated record. Gene Ontology annotation, molecular function: transforming growth factor beta receptor activity; ATP binding. The transcript has 13 exons. Gene Ontology annotation, biological process: protein phosphorylation; cellular response to growth factor stimulus; BMP signaling pathway.